Molecule: messenger RNA, 499 nt
Organism: Paramormyrops kingsleyae
Lineage: Eukaryota; Metazoa; Chordata; Actinopteri; Osteoglossiformes; Mormyridae
Source: RefSeq, a predicted model, not a curated record
AUGUCUCGCUUCCCGUCCCAUACCCUGCAGUAUGUCUACAGCAGUUCAUCAGGGAUACCGAACCUCCCAGAGUUUAUGACCAUAGGGCUGGUGGACGAUCUUCAGAUUCAGUAUUUAUUGCAACAUUUGCAAUUGCAACAAGUUACAGCCGAGGCUGGACACCCUGCAGAAGCCUGUUUGAAAUGCUGUGAAAAUGACGCCCAGAGGAUGAAACCGGAUCAAACCUGCCUGCUAAUUCUCUCCUCUUUCAGUUCAGGUAUCCACACAUUUCAGCAGAUGUACGGCUGUGAGUGGGAUGAUGAAACUGGGGCCACAGUUGGUUAUGAUCAACAUGGUUAUGAUGGGAGUGACUUCCUGAUUUUAGAUUUCAAGACCCUGAGCUUUGUGGCUCUAUUGCAGCAGGCAUUUCUUACUACACAAAAUGCCUACUAUACCCAGAUCUGCAUUGAGUAGCUGAAAAAGUACGUGAGCUAUGGGAAGAGCACACUGGAGAGGACAG